Molecule: messenger RNA, 1827 nt
Organism: Botrytis fragariae
Lineage: Eukaryota; Fungi; Ascomycota; Leotiomycetes; Helotiales; Sclerotiniaceae
Product: putative hsp70 family protein
Exons: 9
Coding region: 1-1827 (608 amino acids)
Molecular function (GO): ATP-dependent protein folding chaperone; ATP binding
Source: RefSeq, a predicted model, not a curated record
AUGUCAUCCCAAAUUUCGAGUAAUAUUUCGGGUCCCAACAAAGCAGUUGCUACAGGCUUACCGCCACGUCAUAAAAUCAUUGUUGCCAUAGAUUAUGGAACUACUUUUUCAGGCAUUAUUUAUGUCCUUAGCACUCAGAAAAAUAGCGAUGAACUUAAAAUUCUGUAUUUGCACGCCGAUCACAAAACCGAAAUGAAGAAGGUCCCAUCCAGGAUUGCAUACGCGAGAGAAAAUCCGAGACUAAAAUCAGACCAAUGGGGCUUUGACGUGGACCCAAAACAGACGUCAUGUUCUUGGACGAAGCUCCUUCUGGACAAGAGUUCUAUCUUUGGCGAGGACGACGAUAUAAUCUCAAAGACAGUCAUCGAUGAAGGAAUGAUGCACUUGCCAUCACAUCGGAACUGCAAUGGUGUCUGUGAGGACUUUCUCCAUGCGUUGUAUGUUGAAUUUGCUGGGUAUGCAGAAAGGACGCUUGGCACAGACGUCUUCAAAAUGUCACCAAUAGACUGCUGGAUUACUUUGCCAGCCAUCUGGUCUGAUGAGGCAAAGCAUGCUACCUUGAACGCUGCCAGGAAGGCUGGAUUUGCAACAAAUCCAAUGGAUCAGGUACACACAAUUGUGGAACCGGAAGCGGCAGCGAUUGCAACUUUGAAAGAGCUUGCUGCACCAGGAACUCUCAAUGCUGUGCAGCGCGGUGAUAAUGUCUUGAUAUGCGAUUGUGGGGGAGGAACUGUCGAUAUUACCACAUACACAGUCACUUCGGUUGCGCCGAAGUUGACUUUUGAAGAACUUUGCAUUGGAACAGGUGGAAAAUGUGGCUCUACCUACAUUGAUCGUCACCUCCACGAUCUCUUAUCUGAUCAUUUCGGCAAUGAUUUCGACAGCAUCCCAUAUUCGAGAAAGGGUCCGGGAAGCGUUCUGAUGAACAAUUGGGAGGUGCUUAAGAAAGGCUUCGGUCGCAACAUGGAGGAAGCUGGCACCGUAGAACUAGGUCCGCUGUACCUCGAUCUACCAAGCUCGCAUCAAUAUGACAGAGAAGAUAAUGUUAUCUUCCUAUCACCUGAAGACAUGAAAUCCGUGUUCGAUCCAAUCGUCGAUCGAGUAAUCAAACUAGUUCGAAAGCAGGUCGACCAAGCAAAGUACCAAAGGAAAGCAAAAAUUCAUCGCAUAGCUCUUGUGGGUGGAAUGGGAGCUUCGAAGUAUCUAUACAGCAAGUUAUUGUUGUGGUGUGUUUCAAAUGGAAACAUCGAGCUUCUAUGCCCUGUGAACCUUGAGCUCGCAGUUUUAAGAGGUGCGGGAAUUCGAGCGCUGGAAGAACUUGCGCCUUGCAUUAAGUAUGUUCGUCGGCAUUACGGUUUCCGAAUCAGCCGUGUCUUCCGGGAAUUUAUCGAUGAGGAAAAGUACUCAUACAUCGAUGACUACUCAAAUCAAAAGUAUUGUGCAGGCCGAGCAAUAUGGUGUGUUUCAAAAGGCGAUGUGAUAGUUGAGAGAUCGUUCCAUUCAGAAGGUUGUUCGUCCCCCUACAACCCUGGAAAGCCUGUAAAGUCCACGAUUGAACUUUAUUCAUGCGAAGGAGAUCAACAGCCUAAUAGGAUGGACGAUCCACGCGCCAAGAGCGUUGGCAGAAUACCUUACAGCUUCCCCGCAGAUUUCAACUUUGGCAUGGACAGCAAUUCCAGAUUCAAUCAGCGCCUUGACAAGAUGGUUCAUGAAUUCCAUUUUCAGAUCCAAGUUAUAUUUCGUGACAGAGGAGCCAAUCUGAAAUUCCGGCUCGCUGUUGGUGGUCGAGUGGUAUCCGACACCACUAUCAAAUUUCCUGAACAUUGA